This is a messenger RNA of Oncorhynchus keta (chum salmon), 3717 nucleotides long. Its product is annotated as apelin receptor A-like. Gene Ontology annotation, cellular component: membrane. The record is from RefSeq and is a predicted model, not a curated record. Gene Ontology annotation, molecular function: G protein-coupled receptor activity. Gene Ontology annotation, biological process: G protein-coupled receptor signaling pathway; immune response. Lineage: Eukaryota; Metazoa; Chordata; Actinopteri; Salmoniformes; Salmonidae. The transcript has a single exon. The coding region runs from base 179 to 1276 and encodes 365 amino acids.
CACCACUCACUCAUACUGCCUGUGCUCUCCUCCAGUGACUGAUGGGGACCAUUCCUUAAAUGUGACUUUUUCUCUCAUUUUCAGUGUUGACAUUUGCUUUGUUUGAAUUUUACUGAACCAGCUCUGGACUGCACAGAAAGGAUUUUAAAAGUUUGAAAUCAUUUUCCAUUUCAUACUCAUGACUUGGAACAUGGAUCCCACUGUGGAGUAUAGAGAUACCUAUGAUUAUGAUUAUGGUGACAACGAAACUAUGUGUGACUACUCUGAGUGGGAGCCAUCCUACUCCCUCAUCCCUGUCCUCUACAUGCUCAUCUUCAUCCUGGGCCUGUCUGGGAAUGGAGUGGUCAUCUUCACCGUGUGGAGGUCCAAGUCCAAGCGCCGAGCAGCAGAUGUUUACAUAGGCAACCUGGCCCUGGCUGACCUCACCUUUGUGAUCACUCUGCCCCUCUGGGCCGUGUACACAGCACUGGGCUACCACUGGCCCUUUGGUGUGGCCCUGUGUAAGAUCAGCAGCUACGUGGUGCUGGUCAACAUGUACGCCAGUGUCUUCUGCCUUACCUGCCUGAGCUUUGACCGUUACCUGGCUAUCGUCCACUCUCUGUCCAGCAGCCGGCUGCGGUCGCGGGGCACAAUGCUGGCCUCCCUGGGGGCCAUCUGGCUCCUCUCAGGCCUGCUGGCUGUGCCCACUUUGCUGUUCCGCACCACCGUGGACGACAUCAACAGCAACCGCACCACCUGUGCCAUGGACUUCAGCCUGGUCACCCAAAACGAGAGGCAUGAGUCCCUGUGGAUCGCAGGACUCAGCCUGUCGUCCUCUGCCCUGGGCUUCCUCCUACCGUUCCUGGCCAUGACCAUCUUCUACUGCUUCAUCGGCUGCACUGUCACGCGUCACUUUAACAACCUGCGCAAGGAGGACCAGAAGAAGCGUCGUCUGCUGAAGAUCAUCACCACCCUGGUGGUUGUAUUUGCCAUCUGCUGGACCCCAUUCCACUUGCUGAAGAGCAUGGACGCCCUCUCCUACCUGAACCUGUCUCCCAGCUCCUGUGGGUUUGAGCGCUUCCUCCUGGUGGCCCAUCCUUAUGCUACCUGCCUGGCUUACGUUAACAGCUGCCUCAACCCCUUCCUGUACGCCUUCUUCGACCUGCGCUUCCGAUCCCAGUGCCUGUGCCUGCUCAACCUGAAGAAGGCCAUGCAUGGACAGAUGAGCUCCAUGUCCUCCACGCUCAGCGCCCAAACACAGAAGUCAGAGAUACAGUCUCUGGCCACCAAAGUGUAAAAAGAGGGGAGGGAUAGGUGGAGUGGGACUGCUGGCUGGUUCCCUGCUGCCACCACAGGAACACUGACUGGUAAACACACAGUUUUUUGGUGUCCGUUACUCAAAUGCUUUUAAGGCGUAACAGACAAUGAACAAUGACUUUGUUUUCCGAAACAUGGGUUUGCAUAUACAGUAUGUUUUCAUUCUUGUGUAUAUGUACAUUUCUCACCCAUUUCAACCCAACGGGUGCUUCAGUGGGUAGGGGAGAAGCUCAGGGAGUCCUCAGCCCUUCAAAGGUUCCCUCUAACCCCUGGACUGGACUCUGGAUCUGGGAAGAGUUGGCUGAGCUCCAUAUAGCUGCGUUUUCCCCCCACAACGUCUCAGAAAGGUAAAUAUACUUUUCAGACGGGCUCUAUUUUUCCUCUUCUCCCUUUCAACUGUUAUUCUUUACUGUAUAAGGGACCAGAACCCUGAACAAAAAGACAGAUGGUCAUUGAGGUUUUUUUUCUGUUGUUGUUAUGUAUAUCACAUGCAAACCUGUUUACACUGGGUAAAUCACAAAUGUACAGUAUUUUCAUACUUUUGCUGUUUCAGAUGUGUUGAUAUUUUGUUUUAUUACAAGCACUUGUUAAAUGAAUGAAAUGUAAAAGAGGGGAAAUGUGUUUGCAAAGAGACCAUAUCUUCUUCAGGUUGUUGUUUGUGAAGGUAGGAGACUGGGCAGAGGAGGGGGGGGGGGUGUAAGAGGAGGAAAGGUGUUGCAGCUUAAUUACAGAGUUUGAGGAGGAGACAGGGGCAGACAGGCAGAUGGCAGCUGACAAAUGUUGUCAGGGAAGUGGGUGGGGGCUUUACAGUGCCCUCUGGUGCCGGGGAGGAAAGGGGACUUCAUGAAUUUUUUAUUGUAUUGCAUAUAUGUUUUUGACAUCUGUGUAACUAACUACUGUAUUAAAGAAAUAUGAUCUAUGAAAUGGAUCUCCUUGUUGAUCUUUAUGUGGAAUUUUAUCUCAAGGAAUAGGGGUAUGUGUAUUCUCUUUAACUUUGAUCCUGUUUGAAGUAACACACAAAGUUCAGUCUUUGAGGAAAUUCAUGAUUAAUUGUUAUGGUGUGUUAAUGCUUCAUUCAUUCUGCACAUGUGAACUUUCACAUUAGUUUCAUCAGAGAGUAUAGGAUUUCAACAUCAUCCUGUUUUUUCAGUGAUAAGGAUGCCCAAAGGGCUGCAGCUCUGCCAUGAAUGUCUUCCUCUUGGUUUACAGCACUGCACCAAACACUAGACCCUAUUCAAUCAAAACCAAUAUACAGAUCUGAAAGAAAAGGAAAAAACCUUUCUCCUGCUAAUGUAUAUUCCAUGCAGAGGUUUGAAAAAAAGUGUAGUACUUAAUGGUGUCUAGAGAUUAUUACAUCAAAUAUUUUGUUUGUCACUUGCUUCGUAAACAACAGGUGUAGACUAACAGUGAAAUGCUUAAUUACUUGUCCUUUUCCAACAAUGCAGAGAAAAAAACAUUUUUUUUAUCAUAUAUAUAUAUAAAGUACCAGUCAAAAGUUUGGACACACCUACUCAUUCAAGGGUUUUUCUUUAUUUUUACUAUUUUCUACAUUGUAGAAUAAGGCCUGAUUUGCGCAGUCCCCUCUGAACAGUUGAUUUCGAGAUGCGUCUGCUACUUGAACUCUAUAAAGCAUUUAUUUGGGCUGCAAUCUGAGGUAAAGUUAACUCUAAAUAAUUUAUCCUUUGCAGCAGCAGAGGUAACUCUGGGCUCCCGAGUGGCAUAGCGGUCUAAGGCACUCAGUGCUAGGGGUGUCACUACAGACCCUGGUUCAAUUCCAGGCUAUAUCACAACAGGCUGUGAUUGGGAGUCCCGUAGGGCGGUGAAUAAUUGGCCAGUGUCGUCCGGUUUCGGGUUUGGCUGGGGUAGGCCGUCAUUGUAAAUAACAAUUUAUUCUUAACUGGCUUGCCUAGUUAAAUAAAGGUUCAAAUAAAAAAUCAAAUUCCUGUGGCGGUCCUCAUGAGAGCCAGUUUCAUCAUAGCGCUUGAUGGUUUUUGCGACUGCACUUGAAGAAACUUUAGAAGUUCUUGAAAUUUUCUGGAUUGACUGACCUUCAUGUCUUAAAGCAAUGAUAGACUGUCGUUUCUCUUUGCUUAUUUGAGCUGUUCUUGCUACAAUAUAUUUUACCAAUAGGGAUAUCUUCUGUAUACCACCCCUACCUUUUCACAACACAACUGAUGGCUCAAACGCAUUAAGAAGAAAAGACUUUGCAUUCCAGGUGACUACCUCAUGAAGCUGGUUGAGAGAAUGCCAAGAUCAUGCAAAGCUGUCAUCAAGGCAAAGGGUGACUACUUUGAGGAAUCUCAAAUAUAAAAUAUUAUUGAUUUGUUUAAUGUGUUAUUUCAUAGUUUUGACAACUUCACUAUUAUUCUACAAUGUAGAAAAGUAAAAAAUAAAUAAAGAACAACCCUGGAAUGAGUAGAU